ACACUGUGUCAGCCCAUGAAAUCACAGGGGCCCACGUGACACCAUCAGAACAUGGAGGAAACACUGUGUCGGCCCAUGAGAUCAUAGGGGCCCACGUGACACCGUCAGAACAUGGAGGAAACACGGUUUCAGACCAGGAGAUCACAGGGGCCCACGUGACACCAUCAGAACAUGGAGGAAAGACCAUGUCAGACUAUGAGAUCACAGGAGUCCACAUGACACCAUCAGAACAUGGAGGAAAGACCGUGUCAGACUAUGAGAUCACAGGAGUCCACGUGACACCAUCAGAACAUGGAGGAAAGACUGUGUCAGCCCAUGAGAUCACAGGAGUUCACGUGACACCAUCAGAACAUGGAGGAAACACUGUGUCAGACCAUGAGAUCACAGGAGCUUACCCAACACCUCCAGAACAUGGACAAAAGACCACACUGACCCAGGAGAGGACCAUGGAAGCCCAAACAGUGCCUCUAGAUCAUGGUGAAAAGACUACAUCAGCCCACAAGAAGACAACACAAAUCUUAUUAAAGUCCACACAACACCCAGAAGAGACCACAUCAACCACAGAUAAAACCACAAAGAUCUCCAAAAAUCCUAUAAUAUACCCAAAAAAGACCACACUGAUCCCUGAGACCACAAAAAUCCUCAUAAAAUCUACAGAAAAAACAGCAGCAGCAGCAACAGUCACAGAGGCUACAGGACAUACAGUCAAGACCGCGGGAGACAAAUCAAUCACUGUUACCUCUCCUCGUUUAAAGAAAACUGAGGUCUCCCAUCAAGGGGCUCUUGGUUCUUUGACGCUCACCACAUCCCGAGUGGACCAGAGGUCCACCACGUCAGAAGCCCCAGGCAGCAAGAGUCACCCACAGCAGAAUAACAACGGCUCACAGACAGGCCCCCAUGCUGGAGAGAUGAGGGGAGAGGACUCAUUCCCUGCGUGGGCCAUAGUGGUUGUGGUCCUGCUGGCUGUGAUUCUCCUGCUGUUGUUCAUUGGUCUGAUCUUGGUGCCCUGCCUGACUCGAGCCCGCCGUGCACUGAGCCGGCACGCUGAGGACAGUGACCUACGGGACCAGGAGGGCCCUAACUCCUACCCGGUCUACCUGAUGGAGCAGCAGAAUUUGGGCAGGGGGCAGAUCCCUUUCCCACAGUGAUCUUUUAUUAGGCACCCAACCCCGGCUCUUCCAGGCUCUGCUGCUCUCCUGGAUGAUGAAUUAGACCGCAAUUCCUACUUCCCGGACUCCAGGAAGGGCAGAGAAUACCCACAAUGCACAGCGUCAGUCCACUGCCAGCCUUGUGCUUAGCGGAGGGACAAGUGGAGGGUGGGUGGUGAUGAGGAAGGAUGCAAGCUUUGAGGAAGGAGGAGAAAUGAUGGACCCAGCAGGCGUUCACUGCGAGGGAGAAGCUACUUCAGGGACCAGUGGGCUGGGGACCAGCACAGGUGCUGAGUACUGGGCUGCAGGAGGGGCUUCGGAAGCUCAGACGGAGCUGAGGGCGGGGACUUGGGGAAGCAGAGAAAACACAGACAGGGCUCCCUCGUUCCCAGGACUGAUAGACAUAAUUUUUGUGUCUGAGUUCCCAGAAUAUUUGCCCUUCCUUCUUAAGUGAAACCAAACCAGGCCAAGGGAAGCCAAAGCAAACCAGGCUCCAAGCAGAAAAGAAGAUUCUGUCUCUAUCCUUUGGAGGAAGAAAGUCCUGGGAUGAUCGCCAGUGUCUCCCUUGAGCUGGCUCCUCUCUCCUCCCGAGCUGUUCAGCUUUCCAGACAUCACGGUGGGUUUCCUGCUGGUUCGGGCGGAGGGCCGGGCUCUGCGUUUGGCUAGAAGUCUCCUGCAGCCCUUGAGGCCCCAGGCCUUCCCCGAGCCAGCCCGGGUUCACCUUCUUCGAGGCCGUCCUCCUCCUGUCCUCGCACCUUCGCCCCAGGCUCCGAGGUCCCCGCGUCCCCUCUGCAUGUGCUGUCUGGGUUUUCUAAAGUGUGGCACCCUGUCCCCUAUGACUGCUUGGGUAGAGGGGAAGGGGCAGAAUGGAACAUUUCCUUCUUUUGGAUUUUUUAAAAAAUAAAGUGCACUGUAUUUAUAAA
Molecule: messenger RNA, 2071 nt
Organism: Chinchilla lanigera (long-tailed chinchilla)
Lineage: Eukaryota; Metazoa; Chordata; Mammalia; Rodentia; Chinchillidae
Gene: Mucl3
Product: diffuse panbronchiolitis critical region 1
Exons: 3
Coding region: 186-1148 (320 amino acids)
Source: RefSeq, a predicted model, not a curated record